This is a messenger RNA of Polyodon spathula (Mississippi paddlefish), 7982 nucleotides long. RefSeq names its product zinc finger SWIM domain-containing protein 8-like. The record is from RefSeq and is a predicted model, not a curated record. Gene Ontology annotation, molecular function: zinc ion binding. Gene Ontology annotation, cellular component: Cul2-RING ubiquitin ligase complex. NCBI's taxonomy places the organism in Eukaryota, Metazoa, Chordata, Actinopteri, Acipenseriformes, Polyodontidae. The transcript is spliced from 26 exons. The coding region runs from base 1588 to 7230 and encodes 1880 amino acids.
AAAAAAAAAAAAACAAACAAACAAAAAAACAUUAGGAAUAUAAUUUGUGGCGUUAUUGCAGUUUUAUUUUGAUACCGAUAUAAUCAUCGGUUGCAUUAAUUUCAGAUAUAAUAUUAGUGUCAUUAUAAACAAACGUACAGUAAGAGCUCCUCGGAUUAAGAUAAGACUCAGACUGAGAAAGACGGUGCUCUCCUGUGCUGUGUUGCAUAACAAUACUACCGGCAUCGGUGUGUGUGUGUGUGUGUUUGUGUGUGUGUUUGUGUUUUGUUUUUACAAAACCGCUAAAGAGAUCCGAAAUAUGUAAACGUGACCCUAACCAUAUCUUUAGACAACAACACACAUAAACACGAUAUCAAGAAGAGGUUUGACGGAUCAGUGGGUGCUGGUGGUUUAUAUGUUGUGUUUUUAUUUUUGCAAUGAAGAAAAUGUAAUCAGAGAGUAUUAAAGAUAUACUAUGACACACGGAGAACCAGAGGAUUAUUUUCGGGUUGGUAACGUGUUUCACCCCGAGGGUUUAUUAAAAACCGGAGCUCAUUUUCAGGACUAGACCCCGGCAAUACAACAAGCACGGAAUUAAUAACAACACGAAGAAGAACAAUAAGACGGGUGAGAAUUAUUCAACUGAACGAUCGAGUGAGACAUGGCACCAGUACAGUGUGUGUGUCUCUGAUCGAUUAUAGAUUUAUAUAGUGCUUACUGAAGAAAAACAUCUUUAUAAAUGAGUUUAAAAGGGAUGUGAGAUUAUUAGAUUGGUAUAACGCUAAGUAACUUUUUUUUUAGUAAUGAAACUAAAUCAUUUGACUAAAAUGAAGGACUGGUUAAACUAGUCUACACUGAGACCUCUCUAUAUGUCACUAGCACCCCCCUGCCCCCCGGCUCUACUGUUAUUCGUCUCGUCUCGUAGUUUUUUUUUUUUUUUUUGUAUAAAAAGAAAAUCAUUCAGCGUGGUAGUAUUUGUUUACUUCCAGACGCUGUGUAUUCCAGAGUGACUCUCGCCGAGACACAAGUUGACUAAUACCGCGUUUUCUUUUCCCAGUUUGUUAAAAUAAAAUAUAUAUGUUCUGUUUCUGCAUAUUCAUAAUGUCUUUUUUUAAAUAUGUAGCUCGAGUAUUAAAUUGCACAGCGGUUGUUGUUUCUACAGUAAAAGUCAGUAUAUGUAAAUGUAGUAUUAGCAACUCGUGAGAAGUAAAGAUCGCUUUUCGUUCACCGCUGACUGAUUUGGUGCGAGUGCUGGCUCAGUGCUUGUUGAGUACAUGUCUAAGAAAGGUGCUGGAAGUGUACAAAAAAAAAAACAGUACAUGGCACCCAUGUGAAUACAAACACGAACAAGGAGUGCUGCGUUUGAAGUCUGAAGCUCCACCCGUUGCAGUAACUUCCAUUCGCUCAACUAAAGGAAGGAAACACAUUGAUCGGAAUCAGCAGUACUGUGUUGCUGCGAGCUAGGAAAACCGUUUCGUUGUUUCCUUGCCUUUCCUUCCCUCGUCUUGCUUGGACACCCUCCCCCACUUUUUUUCUUCGGAGAGCCGAGCCUUGGUGUGUGCGGCGCCGUUGGCGUGUCACCUGCUCUCGGUGAGCCGAGCGGCUGUGAUGGAACUCAUGUUCGCCGAGUGGGAGGACGGGGAAAGGUUUUCCUUCGAAGACUCGGACCGGUUCGAGGAGGACUCGCUAUGCUCUUUCAUCUCCGAGGCGGAGAGCCUGUGUCAGAACUGGCGGGGGUGGAGAAAGCAGUCGGCAGGACCCAACUCUCCCACUGUCAAAAUAAAAGAUGGUCAGGUGAUCCCUCUGGUGGAGCUCUCUGCUAAGCAGGUUGCAUUCCACAUCCCCUUUGAGGUGGUGGAGAAGGUGUACCCCCCAGUCCCGGAGCAGCUGCAGCUCAGGAUAGCCUACUGGAGCUUCCCAGAGAACGAGGAGGACAUCAGGCUGUACUCGUGUCUCGCUAACGGCAGUGCUGAUGAGUUCCAGCGGGGGGAGCAGCUGUACAGGAUGAGGGCUGUGAAAGAUCCGCUGCAGAUUGGUUUCCACCUCAGUGCCACGGUGGUCUCCCCCCAGGUGGUUCAGGCGAAGGGUGCGUACAACGUGGCCGUGAUGUUUGACCGCUGCCGCAUUUCUUCCUGCAGCUGCACCUGUGGAGCUGGAGCCAAGUGGUGCGCCCAUGUGGUAGCGCUGUGCCUCUUCAGGAUUCACAACUCAUCGGCAGUGUGUCUGCGCGCUCCGGUCUCUGAGUCUCUGUCCCGGCUGCAGAGAGACCAGCUCCAGAAGUUUGCUCAGUACCUCAUCAGUGAGUUGCCACAGCAGAUCCUGCCCACAGCCCAGCGUCUCUUGGACGAGCUCCUCUCCUCGCAGUCCACCGCCAUCAAUACUGUAUGCGGAGCGCCAGACCCCACGGCCGGCCCCUCGGCCUCUGAUCAGAGCACCUGGUACCUUGACGAGUCGACGCUGAGCGACAACAUCAAGAAGACUCUGCACAAGUUCUGCGGGCCCUCGCCGGUGGUGUUCAGUGAUGUGAACUCCAUGUACCUCUCCUCCACUGAGCCCCCUGCUGCUGCAGAGUGGGCCUGCCUGCUGAGGCCCCUGAGGGGCCGUGAGCCGGAGGGAAUCUGGAACCUGCUCUCCAUUGUGAGGGAGAUGUUCAAGAGGAGAGACAGCAACGCCGCGCCCCUGCUGGAGAUACUCACCGAGCAGUGCCUCACCUAUGAGCAGAUAAUCGGCUGGUGGUACAGUGUGCGCACCUCCGCCUCUCACAGCAGUGCCAGCGGGCACACCGGGCGCAGUAACGGCCAGUCUGAGGUGGCGGCUCACGCCUGCGCCAGCAUGUGUGACGAGAUGGUGGUGCUCUGGAGACUGGCGGUGCUGGACCCCACCAUGAGCCCACAGAGGCGAGGGGAGCUGUGCGCUCAGCUCAAGCAGUGGCACCUCAAGGUGAUUGAGAUCGUGAAGCGGGGGCAGCACCGCAAGUCCUUGGAUAAGCUGUUCCAGGGCUUCAAGCCAGCGGUGGAGUCCUGCUUCUUUAACUGGGAGAGUGCUUACCCCCUGCCUGGCAUCACCUACUGCAGCGCGGACAAGAAGAGUCUGGCCUUCUGCUGGGCUAGGACAGUGCAGCAGCAGAAGGCAGGCAGGGCAGGGGCAGGGGAACCCCCGGAGCCAGGAGCGGGCAGGGCAAACGGGCAGGAGGGUGCAGCAGAGCACAGGGGCAGCAGAAGCAACUCACACCUGGAAGUGGCAGUGCGCCCCAAAGAGACAGGAAAGCGUAAAGGUGUCUCCAGUGGGGGAGGGCUAGUUUUGGGGAGCCGGCUGGGGGGAGGGGGAGGGGGGAUCUCGCUGGCUCUGGAGGACAGUGGUGGCAGUAAGGGGGUGUACAAGACUGUGGUUGGGGGGUCUCCUGCUGCUUCUGCUCUGGGGGGCAAAGUGAAGCUGGUUCAGGCAGGUAAGGCGGGUGGAGCCGGGAGUGUCAAGCAUGGGUCCAUCAAGCGCAGGACCAGCAGUGAGGACAGCUCUCUGGAACCAGACCUAGCUGAGCUCAGCAUGGAUGACGGGUCGAGUCUGGCGCUGGGGGCCGAAGCCAGCAACACCUUCGACCUGAUGCCCCCCCCAGCAUCAACCAUCCCUUCUCCACCCACCCUGCACAGAGACGCACCACGCAAGUACAGCCCCGGGAAAGGGAGCACCACAGGAUACUACCCCAGCAAGAGCUCACCCGCAGGCACAGAGGGCAGGGGAGUGGAGUUGGAGGUGGAGGUGGAGGCUGAGAUUGAGAUUGAGGAGCUGGAAGAGGGGGAGGACCCUGCCGCGGAGCCUGCCUCUUCGAGGGAGAGGGAGAGGGAAAGGGAGAGUGGGGAGGCAGAGCCGAUCUCUGCCCAGGCCCCGGAGCCUCCAAGGGAGGAUGACUACCAGGCAUACUACCCGAGCGCUGCCUCUGAGGAUGGUGGGGGUGGCCAGCACUGCGCCAACGGAGAGGAGGAACCAGACAUCUUCUCUGGGAUCAAGCCACUGGAGCAGGAGGGGCGCAUAGAGGUGCUGUUUGCAUGUGCAGAGGCCCUGUACGCUCAUGGCUACAGUAACGAGGCGUGCCGUCUGGCUGUGGAGCUGGCAGAGGAUCUGCUAGCCAACCCUCCUGACCUGAAGGUGGAGCAACCCCAGACUAAGGGUAAAAAGAGCAAGGUGUCGACGAGCCGGCAGACCCUGGUUGCCACGGGCACAAUGUGCAAGACUGCCUUCCUGCUGACUGUGCUGAGUGAGCGCCCCGAGCUGCACAACCUAGCCUUCAACACUGGCAUGUUCUCCCUGGAGCUGCAGAGACCCCCAGCCUCCACCAAGGCACUCGAGGUGAAGCUGGCGUAUCAGGAGUCAGAGGUGGUGGCCCUGCUGAAGAAGCUGCCUCUGGGCCUGGUGGAGAUGAGUUCUAUCCGGGAGCGAGCCGAGCAGCUCCGUGACGGGAACUUCUGCGACUACCGACCUGUCCUGCCUCUCAUGCUGGCCAGCUUCAUCUUCGACGUGCUCUGCACCCCAGUGGUUUCCCCCACCGGCUCCCGUCCCCCAAGCCGAAACAGGAACAACGAGAUGCCAGGAGACGAGGAGCUGGGGUUUGAGGCAGCUGUCGCAGCGCUCGGUAUGAAGACGACAGUGAGCGAGGCGGAGCACCCCCUGCUGUGUGAGGGGACGCGUCGGGAGAAGGGGGACCUGGCCCUGGCGCUCAUGAUCACCUACAAGGACGACCAGGGCAAGCUCAAGAAGAUCCUGGACAAGCUGCUGGACCGGGAGAGCCAGACUCACAAGCCCCAGACUCUGAGCUCUUUCUACUCCAGCAAGCCGGCCAUGGGCAGCCAGCGCUCCCCCUCCAAGCACGCGGCACAAACAGCGGGCGUGGCCAAGCACACGGGACAGGCCGUGGGAGGAGGGUCCGGAGCGGCGCAGGGCGUCGUCAGUGGUGGGACAGCGAAUCAGCAAGCAGGGCUGACCAGCAUGGUGCAGGGGCCUGCCGGAGAGAACUACAGCAGCAGAGAGCAGCAGGAUGGCACACCCCUCUCCUCCUCUGAGCUGCAGAGCGAGGCUCCCCCCUUCAAGCCUGAGGGCCGGGUUCCCAGCCGACUGGCCCUUGGAGCUCGAGGGGCGUACAGUGGCCGCUGCUGGGGCUCCCCCGUUCGACAGAAGAAGAAGCACACAGGCAUGGCUAGUAUCGACAGCAGCGCCCCCGAAACCACCUCCGACAGCUCCCCCACGCUCAGCCGACGCCCUCUUCGAGGUGGUUGGGCAGCAGCCUCCUGGGGGCGAGGCCAGGACAGUGACAGCAUCAGCAGCUCCUCGUCCGAUUCGCUGGGCUCCUCUUCCUCCAGCGGGUCACGCAGGGCAGGGGGCGGGGCCAGAGCCAAGAGCGCCGACAGCAGCAGGUACAAGGGGCGUCGGCCGGAGUGCCACGUUCCACACGUCCCUAACCAGCCCUCGGAGGCCGCAGCGCACUUCUAUUUUGAGCUGGCCAAGACGGUGCUGAUCAAGGCCGGCGGCAACAGCUCCACCUCCAUCUUCACACACCCCUCCGCCAGCGGGGGCCACCAGGGGCCACACCGCAACCUGCACCUGUGCGCCUUCGAGAUCGGCCUGUACGCCCUGGGCCUGCACAACUUUGUCUCACCCAACUGGCUCUCCAGGACCUACUCCUCUCACGUCUCCUGGAUCACUGGCCAGGCGAUGGAGAUCGGCAGUGCUGCUCUCAAUAUCCUGGUGGAGUGCUGGGAUGGUCACCUCACCCCCCCAGAGGUAGCCUCUCUAGCGGACCGGGCCUCGCGAGCACGUGACCUCAACAUGGUGCGGGCCGCGGCAGAGCUGGCACUGAGCUGCCUGCCUCAUGCACACGCACUGAACCCCAACGAGAUCCAAAGGGCGCUAGUGCAGUGCAAGGAGCAGGACAACGUGAUGCUGGAGAAGGCGUGCAUGGCGGUGGAGGAGGCUGCGAAGGGAGGAGGGGUGUACCCCGAGGUCCUUUUCGAAGUGGCUCACCAGUGGUAUUGGCUGUAUGAGCAGACCGUGGGGGGCGGGGUGGGGUCCCAGCGUGAGGGUCGCCCCCCCCGACGCCCCGGGGCCAAUGGGCCGCCGGCCGGCAGGAGCCGCGGCGAGCGGCUAGAGCCUGGGCGCCUCCUGGAGGGAGGGGGGGGGGUGGCGGUGACGGUGAGCACUGCGUCUGUGGUCCCUGUGAUAUCGGUGGGCUCCACGCUGUACCAGCAGCACGCCAUUGCGGGGUCUGCCAUGGGGCACCCCCACACACAGGGGCUGCACCCCUACACCACCAUCCAGACGCACCUGUCCUCCAUCUGCACUCCGCAGUAUCUGGGGCACCCCCUGCAGCACGUCCCCCGGCCAGCUGUGUUCCCUGUGUCAGGGGGAGCGUACCCGCAGUGUGUUUGUGUCCCCUCCCAGGUAGUGCACCCGGCCUUCAUGGGGGCCCAGUACCCCUUCUCCGUGGCGACGGGCCCCCACCCGCACCCCCCCAUGGCAGCCACCGCAGUCAGCUUCCCAGGUGUGCCUGUCCCGUCCAUGACACAGAUCGCUGUGCACCCUUACCACCCCGAAGCAGGGCUGCCCCUCGGCACCACCGUGGCAGUAGGUGGCAUGCAUGCAGGCUCCUCUCUGCCUGGCCUCGCCCCCCAGCCAGCCCCCUUCCCCUCCGAGGAGGAGCAGCACAGCCAGCCAGUCAGCCAGCAGGGCCUGCACUACCUGCACUCUGCCUACAGAGUUGGGAUGUUGGCUCUGGAGAUGCUGGGGCGCAGGGCUCACAAUGAUCACCCCAACAACUUCUCCCGCAGCCCCCCCUACACUGAAGACGUCAAGUGGCUGCUGGGGCUGGCUGCGCGCCUUGGAGUGAACUAUGUGUACCAGUUUUGUGUGGGGGCUGCGAAGGGCGUGCUCAGCCCCUUCGUGCUGCAGGAGAUCAUCAUGGAGGCGCUGCAGCGGCUGAAUCCCGCACACAUCCACGCACACCUGCGCAUGCCUGCCUUCCACCAGCUCGUGCAGCGCUGCCAGCAGGCAUACCUGCAGUAUAUCCAUCACCGGCUGAUCCACCUGACCCCAGCGGACUACGAUGACUUUGUGAAUAUCAUCCGCAGCGCGCGCAGUGCGUUCUGCCUCACCCCCGUCGGCAUGAUGCAGUUCAACGACGUGCUGCAGAACCUCAAGAGGGGCAAGCAGACCAAAGAGCUGUGGCAGCGCAUCUCCCUCGAGAUGGCAACCUUCACCCCCUGAGCAGAGAGAGCGAGACCCAGAGACAACCGUACAAACAUACUGAGACCCAGAGACACACAACCAGGGAGCUGUAGGAAAGCAUUCUCGCCCCCAGACAUAGUGACAACUAUACACACUCACUCCGACACACACACUGAGACCCAGACAGAGGGCAACACAUCUCCCCCAGAGCAGAGACAGAGACAAUACACACACACUGAGACCCAGUGACAACUAUACACACACACUGAGACCCAGACAGAGGGCAACACAUCUCCCCAGAGCAGAGAGAGGAGAGACCUAGACUGAGACCCAGUCCCACACAUACCCUACAACCAGACACUGCGACACAGAGGGAGAGAGAGAGCGAGAGACCCAGGCACCCACUGAAACAGACGAACACCUGAGAUGGCAACCUUUUGAGACAUACUGCCUCCUAGAACUCUCUCCGUCUCUCUCACCCACACACCCACACACUCUCACCAGUCUGAGAGGGUUUAUGUUUUUGAGUCUCUCACAGGGACAGACCUCUCUUCUGCUCGCUCCCUUAGUUUGUUUGUUUAACCUCUGAUGAUGAUAUUAGUGACAGCUGAUCUAUACUGCAACAUUCCUCUACCUGAGAGGUCUUUGCUUUGUCGUUGGUGUUAAGUUUGUGUGUUUUUUUUUUCGUUUUUUUUUUUUUUCUGGUAACUAAAAUAAAAAUAAUGAAAAAAAACAGAAAAUAUACCAUUUGGUCAAGGUUAUAAAAAAGAGUAAUAAAAGAAUGAUCAGAG